GCUGGGGGAUCUAGAAUGUUCUCUGCCAGCAGCCACUGGCCAGGACAGCACCUGUCCUGCACAGGACACCUGACUGUGAUGGCAGGGAGCCGUGCGGUGAUUUUUGACAUAGGGUCUGGGCAGUGCAAGGCUGGUCUGUCGUGGGAACAGGUUCCCCGCUCGGUUAUUUUCACUGUUGUGGGGUACCCCAAAUUCAAACCUGUCAUGUUUGGGGCAAGUCGUAAGGACCGGUAUAUUGGGGAGGAAGCCCAGUUCAAAAGGGGCGUUUUGUCUUUUACUUACCCAAUGGAAAAUGGGUUGGUUACAUCCUGGGAUGACAUGGAGAAGAUUUGGAGGUACCUGUACGAACAGGAGCUCAAACUGAAACCGAGCGAGAUGCCGGUGCUGCUGACCGAGGCCCCUCUCAACCCUUCAUCCCAUCGAGAGAAAAUGGCUGAGAUGAUGUUCGAGAGCCUCCAGGUGCCUGCCCUGUUCGUGACCCUGGCGGCACUGAUGGCCCUGUACGCCUCUGCCCGCACCACGGGACUGGUGCUGGACAGUGGCGAUGGUGUCACCGUCACCGUCCCUGUCUACGAAGGCCAUUACCUGCUCCAUAGCACCAGCAGGCUGGAUUUUGCAGGCAGAGGUGUAACCAAAUACCUCACAAGGCUCCUCUUGGAGACUGGGAACUCCUUCGUAAGCACAGCAGAGAGAGAGAUUGUCAGGGAUAUUAAGGAGAAGCUGUGUUACGUUGUGUUAGAUCCCAGCCAGAAGAUGCAUGCGGAGCCCGCAAAACUCCUGCGCAGGUACGUUCUCCCUGACGGGAGGGCUGUUGAGGCAGGAGACCAGCUAUUCCGAGCUCCCGAAGCGCUCUUUGUGCCUGCGGAGGCAGAAAUCACAGGGCCAGGGGUUGGGGUGAUGGUCCUGCAGAGCUGCUCCAAGUGCCACAGCGACAUCCAGCCCAGCAUCCAGAGGAACGUGCUGCUGUCGGGUGGAUCGACUCUGUUCCAAGGCUUCAAGGAGAGGCUCUGGAAGGAGCUCCAGGCAGGAGUUCCCAGCACAGCUCGUGUCAAGAUCAUUUCACCACAAGAUCGGGUGUAUUCCGUGUGGGUUGGUGCUUCCAUCCUGGCCAGCUUAAGAGCAUUUAGGAACAUGUGGGUUACCAAGGAAGACUAUUACGAGGUUGGAGCCACAGUACUCCAGAGAAAAUGCUUCUGAACAUUCAAGGAGCAACCAUCCAGGGCUUGUUUUUGAGUGCCAAUCUGAACUGCUGCAGAGCAGUUAAUAAAUCAGUACAAAAAU
Messenger RNA from Pezoporus occidentalis (night parrot), 1281 nucleotides. Its product is annotated as actin-1-like. The coding region runs from base 16 to 1197 and encodes 393 amino acids. The record is from RefSeq and is a predicted model, not a curated record. The transcript has a single exon. Lineage: Eukaryota; Metazoa; Chordata; Aves; Psittaciformes; Psittacidae.